AUGAAGAGAUAUGCUCGUCGCGAUGCAGCAUUCCGCGCCAAGAUCGACUUCCUGCGAGGCGUACGUCUUCGAUUUGCUCACGUUGAGCAGUUGAUUGGAUAUUCGCGGGACUCAUCUGACCCGUUCUACGUUGCCCAUGCAGGUCGCGUGGAUGUCGAAGCUUGCAUGACAGGCAUUGCCUCUGAACAGCAGCUGAGAAACGCGGUGAUAUGGACGCAGCAGAUGCAGAGCACAGCAGACUCCCUGCUGGAUUAUAUGAGACAGCUGUAUCGACGAGUCUGGAAUGGAACACUCGGUCUGGAUGGCCGGGGGGAUAUUACUGUGUGCUUGGAGAGGACCAUGUUUGACAUCCGCUACACUGCGUACGUCGAUCAAAGCGACCGGGUCAUCUUUGAUCUCGAGUUCUCCGAAGUCAAGCCAGAGCGGCGCAAAUGCCAGUGGUAUUGGAACAACAACUAUGAUCGAUCCGCUCUCAUUCAGGCGCAACCUACUUGGUCACAUCAAUCCUCUAACGAAGCCCUUCACAACGCACUCGGCUCUACUCCGCUGCAGCUGCUGGAAGCGUUGCUUUCAGCGCGAGACGUUGGAGAGGUCUCCGAUCACCUAUACACCAAACAAGUGCUCGACUGCCGAUUCAUAGGCGCCGGGCCGGUUAUGAACAUCCGUUAUGAUGAUCGGCCAUAUGUCUGUGACCGAGCUCAACUGGGAUCUCGAUAUUUCAUUCCUACCCAUCGCUCUGCUUCGUGGAUCACUAUGAAUGGGCCGGCGCAAAAGGUGGGGAAGGGUACAUAUGUGGAGCUCGCGGAUGGAACUAUCAGGCACACCGUCUGUUUUGACGGCAGUGUAUGCGGCAUAUCGGUUCGCGAGUUCGCAUGGCCGACUGCAGAUACGCCAGCAGCGUGGCUAUGGUUGCUUCAGCAUGCAGCCCAGACAGCCCAUCACCAUGGGAUUCUUGCCACUGACCUUGGCGCAGUGACUGGAUUGCUCAUGUUCCGCCAGACGAAGCUCGUAUUGCCGUCUGGAGGGGCCACAAUACCCUCCACCAUAUAUUUCUUUGAGUACCCUCCUGUUGAAGUCGGGCCAGUGCACGUGGCUUGGGGAUACUGGGCCUGGGAUGAAGAAGGGCAGCACACCUCGACCGUCAAGUCUUGUUACUACGACGGCUGGGUUUGGAAAGUUGUUCUAGAGCUGGGUGAAUUGUCGUUUAAGAUGACGCGUCGAACUCAGUUCGAGUAUGCGAGUCUGUCCAAUGAUCUCGCGCAGCUCAUCCGGGAUUGCGUGCCGGAGGUAACAACGGACUCGUGA
Molecule: messenger RNA, 1305 nt
Organism: Punctularia strigosozonata HHB-11173 SS5
Lineage: Eukaryota; Fungi; Basidiomycota; Agaricomycetes; Corticiales; Punctulariaceae
Exons: 10
Coding region: 1-1305 (434 amino acids)
Source: RefSeq, a predicted model, not a curated record